GGAGAUGGCCAUAUCACUCCGGAUGGACUGGUACAGACACAUGACAAUUCUAGAAAUGUGGGCAGCUGCCCCUGAACGCGUUGGAAGGUGCUGACGUGCGUGUCGGCACAUGUAUGUAUAUAACCACAAUGUGAUGAUGCACAUGCUAUGACGACAAAUGUGGACCGCCAUGAUGAUAAUGCCCGUGUUAUGGUGAUUACAUUGCUGAUGACGUGGACAUGGAAAGCGUUCGUAUAUCCUGAGUGGAUUCAUGGUGGUGUCAAUCGCACUGACCGAGUGGACGGAGAUUGGUGCAUCACAUCUCCAUUCGGAUUUGGUGGGAAAGGGGAAGAUGACAAGCCGGAGGGGGAGGAACGGGAGGAGGAGGAGGAACAGGAGGAGGAGAGGGGGCAGGACGAGUACGAGGACGAACGGGAGGAGGAGGAUGGUGAAUCGGAGGAGGCAGAGGGGGACGGCGACGAUGGGCAGGAUGAGGUCGAUGAGUGGGAGGAGGAGGAGAUUGGGGGGCCUCGGGAGGAAGAGGCAGGACAAGUGGAAUGAAGAGGGGGAGGAUGACCACUUGGAGGACGAGGAGAAGCAUGAGGAUGAGAAACGGGAGGAGGAUGACAACAAACAAAAGGAGCGGCA
This is a messenger RNA of Chara braunii, 627 nucleotides long. The record is from the annotation of a GenBank genome assembly. Lineage: Eukaryota; Viridiplantae; Streptophyta; Charophyceae; Charales; Characeae.